Molecule: messenger RNA, 1521 nt
Organism: Aspergillus aculeatinus CBS 121060
Lineage: Eukaryota; Fungi; Ascomycota; Eurotiomycetes; Eurotiales; Aspergillaceae
Product: YgfZ/GcvT domain-containing protein
Exons: 1
Coding region: 31-1434 (467 amino acids)
Cellular component (GO): mitochondrial matrix
Molecular function (GO): protein binding
Source: RefSeq, a predicted model, not a curated record
CCAAGUCACCGUCACCUCGCAAAGAGAAGAAUGAUGCUGUCCAGUCCCUCACGCACCGUGUGCGCGCGCUGCAUCAGCCGCGGUCGACACUUCUCCACGACCGUUCAUCAAAAUGCUCAACCGCGCCGCGACCAUGGGACUCCCGCUCCCCCGCCGGAAGCCGGCUAUACUCGACUCACGAACAGAGGCCUCAUCUCCGUGACGGGGCCCGACAGCACCUCAUACCUCCAGGGCCUGGUCACCCAGAACAUGGUCAAACAGAGCGCCGAGGGCAAAGGCUCGUACGUCGCAUUCCUCAACUCGCAAGGCCGCAUCCUGAACGACGCCUUCAUCUACCCGGCCCCCGAGACCAACGGCUCCUCCUCCGCCGACCCGGGCUGGCUCAUCGAAGCGGACGCCGCCGAGCUCCCCGCGCUCCUGAAGCACCUCAAACGCCACAAACUCCGCGCCAAGCUGCAGCUGCGCGCGCUCGACCCCACCGAACGCACCGUCUGGGCCUCGUGGAAGAACCACAACCCCCAGCACGGCGACGGCCGCUGGGCCGCACACAGCAUGGGCGACUCGGCCUCCGAGCAGGAAGGAGCAGGAUGGGGCGCCGUGGGCGCCAACAUCACAGGCUGCGUGGACACCCGAGCCCCGGGGUUGGGGCUGCGACUCGUCACGCCGGGCGACGCGGACCUGCGCACGCAUCUCGCGCGCCAGCUCGAGGAGGCGGGCGCCCAAGAGGCCAGCCUGGGGUCCUACACGGUGCGGCGCAUGCUGCGCGGCGUCGCCGAGGGCCAGACGGAGAUCCUGCGGGCCGCCUCGCUGCCCCUCGAAUGCAACAUGGAUCUGGCCCAGGCCAUCGAUUUCCGGAAGGGCUGCUACGUCGGCCAGGAGCUGACCAUCCGCACCCGCCACACCGGGGUCGUGCGCAAGCGUAUCCUGCCGGUGCAGUUGUAUGCCGAUAGUUUACCGGAAGGAGUCCGGGGGGGCCCGGUUUAUGAUCCCUCGGUGGACGCGGGGCUGCUGGCGCCCCCCGCCGGCGUGCAGGGUUUGGAUAUCUCCAGGGUCGGGCCGGUGAAGGGCCGCAGCGCUGGGAAGUUCCUGGCUGGCGUCGGGAAUGUCGGGCUGGCGCUGUGUCGGUUGGAGAUGAUGACGGAUGUUGCUCUCUCGGCGGACGGGGCCACGCAGUUUACCCCGGAUCGGGAGUUCAAAAUUAGCUGGGAUGCGGCGGCGGUGGAGGGGGGUGGGUCGGAGGGGGCGGAGGGGGAGAGGAUUCGGACUGUCAAGGUUAAGGCGUUCGUGCCGCCGUGGACGAGGGAGUAUAUCGCUUCCGGCACGCAGCAGGCUCGUGCUCGGGAUCCGAUUCGCGAGGGCCAGAGGGCGAGGGAGCUUGCUGAGCGGUUGGCGGCGGAGGAGGAGGAGGAAGAGGACGCUCGACUGCAUGAGUAGUUCCACUUGUCUGUGGGUUUUAGAUGUACAGUAAGUGUAUGUAUGAUAAAAUGAUCAUGUGUAAUUUAGAUAGAAGGCUAGUUCAAG